UGCAUGGUUAUAGUUCUUUGCAUUAGCAAAAUUUGCUCUUUAUUUCAUACACAAGCACACACUCACAUAUACACGUGCGCACAUAUCAAAGAUGGAGCCCUCAAUGCGUUUUGUUUCAGCUGCUUUCGUUCUCAUCUUGCUUUUGGUCACUACUGGGAUGGGGCCAAUGGCCGCUGAGGGAAGGAGUGGCAUGACUAGCAAGGGAGCAGCUGAGAAAAAGAAGUGCGAUUCUCAUCCGAGUAGCAAGUUCAAGGGAGUGUGCUUCUUCACAAACAACUGCGUAGACACCUGCAAAUUAGAGGGCUCCAGUGGAGGACAAUGCCGUGGCUUCCGCCGUAGAUGCAUAUGCACCAAACAAUGCUAAUUUCUUGUAUAAUAUUUUUUAAUCUGUGUGGAAGAAAUGAGCCUGUGGGCUGUGCUUGUGUAAUGAGAGAGAUUUAUUGAACCCUCUAUAAAUUGGGUUCGCUUAUGCUAAUUGAUUAAAUCAACCUGUUCCGACAUGGUUUCAUUCUUUA
Molecule: messenger RNA, 515 nt
Organism: Malus domestica (apple)
Lineage: Eukaryota; Viridiplantae; Streptophyta; Magnoliopsida; Rosales; Rosaceae
Product: defensin-like protein 1
Biological process (GO): defense response
Cellular component (GO): plant-type cell wall; mitochondrion
Source: RefSeq, a predicted model, not a curated record